Pichia kudriavzevii is the source of this 1275-nucleotide messenger RNA. RefSeq lists its product as uncharacterized. The record is from RefSeq and is a predicted model, not a curated record. The coding region runs from base 1 to 1275 and encodes 424 amino acids. Gene Ontology annotation, molecular function: nicotinate phosphoribosyltransferase activity. Gene Ontology annotation, biological process: NAD+ biosynthetic process. The transcript has a single exon. Lineage: Eukaryota; Fungi; Ascomycota; Pichiomycetes; Pichiales; Pichiaceae.
AUGAAGUUUGAACCAGUUAUAACGUCCUUUUUGGACACAGAUCUCUAUAAGCUUACUAUGCAAGCAGCAAUUCACAGAAAUCAUCCAGGGGUGUCUUGUAAGUUCCUAUUGACAAACAGAACACCUGACAAAAAAUUGAAUAGAGAAGGGUAUGAGUGGUUAUGCCUACAAAUCGCCUCCCUUGGAGAACUGAAAUUUACAGAGGAAGAAAUCGAAUAUUUGAAGGGUAAAUUGGGAUACCUAGGUUCCGAUCAUUUUCAAUGGCUACGUACUGUUAAGUUAAGGCCAGAUACGGAGGUAACAAUUGUUCCAGAGGUCACCGAUGGUAUGUACGAUUUGACAAUUACUGCAUAUGGAGACUGGGAAACUGUUACAUUAUAUGAAAUACCUAUAUUAUCGCUUUUAAGUGAAGCUUACUUCCGUUAUGUUGAUACUAAGUGGACCAUCAAUGGUGAACUUGUUGCUGAGUAUGUCAAUGGGAUAGCAAAGACCGAAAAUCUCAACAUCGUAUAUGCUCAAGCAGCUCAUAAGACAAAGUCACUAUCAGAAUCAAACUGUAAGUUUUCUGAAUUUGGUACCAGACGUAGACGUUCAUUUCAGGUCCAAGAUGCGGUCAUGCGUGGUAUUGUAUCGGUUCCAAAUUCUACAUGUGUGGGUACCUCAAAUGUAUUAUUUGCUAUGAGGUAUGGCCUAGAACCAGUGGGUACUAUUGGCCAUGAAUGGAUGAUGGGUAUUGGAGCAAUCACGGGAGAUUAUACCCAUGCAAAUAAGAAGGCAAUGGAGGAAUACGUAAACACUGUGGGACAUCAACAUGCAGGAUUAGCGCUCACUGAUACUUAUGGUACUCCUAAUUAUUUAAAACAAUUCGAUGAGCCUUAUGUUGGUUGGUAUGUAGGUGUUCGACAAGACAGUGGAAACCCUGAAGAAUAUGCAAGUACCAUUGCAGAUUGGUAUAGGGAGAAAGGAUACAAUGAUAAGGUGAUUUGUUUCAGUGACUCAUUAAAUGUGGAAAAAUGUAAGCAUUUGAAGAAAGUUUGCAAUGAGAUUGGUAUUGGAUGUAUUUUUGGAAUAGGCACUAAUUUAACCAAUGACUUUGACACAAAGCCGCUCAAUAUUGUGAUGAAACUAGUUGAAUGUGGUGAAGGUCAUGCAAUCAAGAUAAGUGAUAAUAUUGCCAAGAAUAUGGGUGAUGAAAGAACCGUAUUCAGGGUGAAGAAAGAAUUAGGCUAUAUUGAAAAAGAAUGGGACGAAGGCGAUGAAUCAAAUAGGUGGUAA